GCUGAGACGGCCGAUGCAACAGGGCUCGGGAGCCCAGGAAGAGCCGAACGGGACCGCCGCUGCCUCCCCGCCAUCUACCUCUAUAGCUGCCGUCCAAGCUUUCUUUUGUGCCACCGGGGUUUGCGGACGGUAUAUUUAUAGGGAGAUGUCCCUCGGAGCUUUGUCGUGACUGCACCCCACAAGCCACUUGUGGCGUAGUUUUGUUAGCGGCAGUUUCCUCGAGAGCAAGCGCGCCACUAAAUUCGAUGAGGCUCACUUUCUGAUAAGUAUACAGCCUAGGACUGCGUCUAUGAAGCUGCGAGCGUAAAGGAUCUUGUAGCACCUGCUUAUAAGUCAUGCCUCCCCAUAUUCUGUGCCUAAGCUGAUAGUCUUUAUGCACUUUAAUCUUCUACCUGCACCCUUGGCUAGUACAUUGUGGCACUGUACCUUAACUCUUGGAGACCGAGAAGUACUAGCUGCAGUCCUGCGAUUGCCUUAGUAAUGUUCCAGAGGCUGAAUAAUAUGUUUGUGAGAGAAAUCAAUAACUUACCCAGUCAAGAGCCUGAGUUCAGCGAGAAAGAGGAGGAGGAGUGGAUUCUGGUGGACUUCAUAGACACCUGUAGUAACUUUUCAAUGGUUGAAGAAGAAGAGGAGGAGGAGGAAGAUGAUGCCAUCUGUGAAGCAUCACCUGUUGACCAUUCGCCUGUCUUCUCCUGUCUGCCUUCUACCUUGGAAUGUUUGGCUGAUGCUAGCGAAUCCUGCUUUAUCCAGUUUGACUCAUGUCCCAUGGAGGAGAGCUGGUUUAUUACGCCACCCCCGUGUUUCACAGCAGGUGGCUUGACCGCCCUCAAAGUGGAAACAAGCCCCUUGGAAAACCUUUUGAUCGAGCAUCCCAGCAUGUCUGUAUAUGCGGUCCACAAUGCCUGCCAUAGCCUCAACAAGACCAGUUGUGGUGAUGAGGAGGAGGAAGGGCCAGAGCCUCAUGAAGCAAGCAGUUCUCGAUCAGAAGCCCAGAAUGAAAUGGGCCAACACAUCCGAUGCUACAUUGCCGCAGUUACUGCUCAUUCAACCUUUCUUGAACAGACCCAUAGCUUUCGUCCUCCCAGGUGGACAAAAGAACACAAUGCAAGACAAUAUCUGAACAGAAACUGCCUCCGUCGCCAAAACCUUACCAGGGAUUGCUACUCUCGGCAACUCAAGAACAACGGAUUUUUUGUUCACCAGCCGUGCCAGCGUCAGUAUAAUUACUGAGGGUGUUUUACAUUAUUAUUAUUGUUUUUUUCAAAAAUAAUAUUGGUUAACUAUUGCUCGUUUGUGUUGGUGUGUGUAUGUGGAUAAGGAAGGCGAGAUCUAUCUAUCUUAGACUGAAUGUCAGUUGUUUCUACACAAUCACUUAAGUGUUACAGUUAGGUUGUAAACCACAUUGACGUGAAUGCUGUACCGAAGGAUGCCUUUACAAUAUUUUAUUUGUGGCUCAGAAACAUAUCAGUUUAGUGGUGUUUGUGUGAAUGGGCUUUUUUGUUCUUUGUGUGUGUGUGAAAUUUUAUGAUGUACGGAUGGGUUUGUUUUUAUAUUUGUAUUUUUAACCAAGACAUAGCAGGCAAUUUUCCAUCAUAUUGCGGUUACAGAAUUUCUCAGGGUCAGCCAUACACUUACAAAGAUCUGUGUAUACUGUAUAUCCUCUUAAUAUUCUAAUACAGCCGUUAAAAUGUGAUGGACUGAAUGGCAUUAGACUCCUAAUGAGGAGUGAAUAAUGUAUGUAGAGCGGGGAGGGAGAAAAUGGAUUGUGUGACCCAAUUUCCUCCUAUCGACUUGUCUUUAUCCUCCAUGGUUUAAUGCAGUUUACUCAGUUUCCUACACAAAGGAGGUACCUCACAGGAAGUAUGAAGCAGCCCUAGAAAUGAGAUUUAGUGUAGCUAGAUAGUACUCUUUCAAUGCCUCAUGUUUUGAAAUAUUACCAUUUGGGUACUUCUUAAGAAGUGUCCCAUGCAAACAUCUCUAACUGUAAGAGGAAGCAUUCAAUUGAAAGACUCUGAAAACAAACCUUUAUGUGUGGCUAUCAUUAGGAAUGGAAUGGAUAAGCUUUGGGCCUCCACUUAGUUAGAAUGACUACAAUAAGUGGGCAUCUAUUUCUUUUUCCAUUCCCUCUUUACAUUUCAGUGCAUAAGACACAAAACCUCUUGUUCAGUCCUGUUAUCUCAGUAUGUUGUUGGCCUGCACCAGGCCUUAAGCUUAUAGUCAUAACGCUGAAAUGACUUGGACCUUUUUCUUAAAUCAGCACCAUGUAAAUGAAAGUUAUAAUAUUUGAUUUUUAAAUGAACUGAAAUUCAUAGUGGCCUUCUCAAAAUGCCCUACUGAAAUAUACUUUGUAAAAGGAACAGGGUGUUUACCUCAGUAGGAAUCCGUUGAGGCUCCAAACUGUGCAGAUGCUGGUUUUAUAGACAAUCCAGUGUAGUGGCAACAUCCAAUUUCCUCACAACCCCAUUUUACUUGACAUACUACCAGCUUAACUAAUUUAAUGGAUGUUCAAAGGAAAAAUAAGAGGAGUUUAUGCUUUUAUGGAAUUUAUACAAUCCUACGUGGAAAGUCCUGGCUGGCCUUUGUAGUUGCCCGAUGCCAGACUUCACAUUCUACUAGUUAAUAUUGAAUCAUCUGUUACUCAGUUUCUGAAACUCAUCAGAACCAUUUCUCUGUUGAAUUUGGUUGUCCUGGAUCUAGUCAGUUCAUUAAUGUUUUAUUAUAUACAGAACCAUAUCUAUAUAAUAUGGUUUUAUUAUAUACAGAACCAUUUUUUUCAUUCUUACUCCAGUAGCCAUCCAAUAUUCUUGCUUUCAUGAACAAACACCACAAAUGCAUUUUUAAACUCAGGAAUCUUUCAACGUUUGGCACAUACCUAAAUAUUUUUACCUGGAGGUUUUACUGAUUGAAGCCAAAUGCCAGCAAGUAUAGUUCUGCAAGUUCAUAGCCUUCACCUUUAUUACUAUAACUCAUUCAAUGUUUAACUUGCAUUUUCAGGACUCUUAAAAUGAGGAUCACUUUUCCUACUCUUACCUUCUUUGUCCCUGUUACUGGUUUAGCAGGUAUUUGAAGGAAGAUCUUUUGCUAGCUGAGAGAUACUAGUUUUCUCUUACUGUACUGGAUAACACACUAGUGAUGGAAGCUUAUGUUUUAAAAGAUAAACACAGGCAUUGCACAAACAUGCGCUUUUCAGUUCUUAAUGUUGGAAAUAAUGCUGUUCUGGGAGGAAUGGUGGCAUAUACAACAUUGCAUCAGACUCUUAAUUACCUUACAUAUUUAUGUUCUUAACUCUGUAAUGUGCCUGAACGUCUUGGAUUAUUAGAUUUGUGUGCUUUGUGGAUAGGUAUGACUUUUUAUAUAGUUUUUCUCCCUUCAAAAAUGUAUUAACUUGUAAAAGUGCAGGACUUGUACUGUAUUGAAUGGUGUUUCAUAAUUUUGCUGAAACUGAAACUGGUUUUUCAUUUGUAUUGUAAACAAACUGUGCCUUUUCAAGUGACUUGUACACAGCAGACUUGAAGACUACAAAAAGGGACAAUUCUGUUGAGAUAAUUACUGUACAUCAGUCUAUGCAUUAUCAAUGAUAGCUUCUUUGUGGAGCAAUUUUUUUCCUUGUAGCUGUAGCAGUUCUUUACAUAUUCACAAUUCCGUUACCCUGAUACUAUGAGAUCCAUGUAGCUGUAAUAACUCAGAGUAGCUUGUACUUCAGUAGCUACUUCUACAACCUUCUGAGCAAGGACAAAGAAGGCUUCAAGCCCUGUUAACACUGCCUGUUCACUGCAACCAUCUUACAAAAGGUUAAUGCAGUAUAUCAGGUGCAUAACUUAGAGCCAGUAUAGCUGGUUCCAUAUACCAUUUAUCUAGCUGAACAGCCUACACAUUUUGGGCAGAGAGCCUCCUCUUUGGGUGUCGUCAUCGUAAGCAGGCCUGGUCUAUACCGGUAGCAGAUCGCCUGAUAAAAGUGGUUCCCAGUGCAUUCUGAAGCAUGCAGGAGGAAAAAAAAGUUCUUCCAAAUUUUCAUAUCUAAACUUUCAUUUUUCAUUCAUCCAAACGAUUUGUUUUUCCAUUAUCAGUUUAUUCUUUUUGUCUGUUUCUCCUUUGAUUUCAGUAGAAGACAGAGCUGGUCUUCUACCGCCUCUACCUUUAAUGACUUGCCGUCCAAGAGGAAGAAAUUAGCAGGCAUUCUGAUAUACACAUAACAUUAAACCUGCCAAAUUCACUUAGAUAGGACAAGUGGUUCCUCUUUCACAGGCAACUUUAAAAGGUGCACAGAAGCAAUCUUAACUGCUGCUUAAUACUAGAUAGAGAUUUCCAGCCUGCCAAUUUCAUAUGGCUGUACCCAGUGUUCAUCCUGCUUUGAGUAAACGUGUGCUUUAAAUUGGACUCACAUGGAAGACAGUCCAUUGUGAUCUGUCUUAGUCCUGUGCGCACUUCCACCACCACUCGCCCUUUUUUUUGUAACCAAUAUACUGUUCCAAACUAAGACUCCAUCAUAAAGUACAUUAAUGGCAACUCCUUAGAUUUCAUCUGUGUUUGUUUUCUCAUUUAAUUUUGUUAUAAAAUUGAAUAGGGCUUGUUCAAUGUCAUUGUUUUUAAAUAAACAAAAUCAUGUUCUUAUGAGUGUGUCACUACAGCUAGGUAAUUGACAUGUCUGAAUGCAGAUGUGCAUGUAUAGGGGGAAAAAAUGUCCCCGCGCCUAGAAAACUAGAUAGCUGAGAGAUAUUUUCUAAUAAGGACCUUCUAGAGAUGCUUGUUUUCUAGAUGUGGAGGCUUCUAUUCCAUUAAGUGUUGUUUGUGUAGACUGAGCUGUAGAUCAAUUCAACAGCACUUUCUUGAUAGCAUCAUCCAUGCACCUUGUACAUACAGAAAAGUAGUGUUCUUACUGGAGAGGGGGGUGUCUGCCCCCACCUGGGGAACUUGCUCCUUUUGGAAACCUAUUUAAAGGUGUAAUCCUCAGCAUUUCCUCAGACGUUGUGCAAACCCUUGUGUUUGCUAGAUUUUGGAGUACGCAAUUGUGUUUCAUGUCCUAUGGGCUUCCCAUAGGCCUCUGAUUGUCCCGCUGUGGGAUCAGAAUACUGGACUACAUAGGCUUUGGUUACAUCUAGCACUUCCCUAAUGUUUAGUGGCCACAGUUUUUUAGUGGUCUUAAGAUUUCAUUGUAUUAAACAACCAAUAUUUGCCUGUAACAUAGGUAGGUGAACAUAGGCAUAUUUUCAGCUUUUGCUCACUCCAAAGCCCAGUGGAUGGAGCAGGUGGACAUUUCAAUUAAUGCGUUGCACCCAGUCAUGGCCCUGUUCUGCCUGCUCCUCCGCUAUCUUAGGGCAGCAGAUGGUACAAUGAAACAGCUGGCCCGCCAUGGCCUUAUGUGCCUGUUGCAGCCAUGCUGGCCGACCCUGCAGUUUCUUUUUUGUAUCCGACACUGCUGUGUAUGCAGUGAGGUGUCCCAGGAGUUUAUCACACCUCAUUCUCAAUGUUGCUGAUUUGUAGCAUAGCAGACUUGCAAGGUCCCGCUUCAUUAAGAGCCUCCAGAAAAAGAGGAAGAACAAAUCAAUGCAGCAUCCCUAAAAGCAACAGGAAACAUAAGGAAAAGCAAUAUUGGUUUAUAGCUAAUCUGUAAUGAUUGACAGUUUCUGUAUUUCAUGGUGCAAGCUGGAACUCUGGAGGAGCAGAAUCAAUAAAAGGGUCUACUGUGACAACGA
Molecule: messenger RNA, 5693 nt
Organism: Varanus komodoensis (Komodo dragon)
Lineage: Eukaryota; Metazoa; Chordata; Lepidosauria; Squamata; Varanidae
Gene: TP53INP1
Product: tumor protein p53 inducible nuclear protein 1
Exons: 5
Coding region: 481-1230 (249 amino acids)
Biological process (GO): positive regulation of DNA-templated transcription; autophagosome assembly
Cellular component (GO): nucleus; autophagosome
Source: RefSeq, a predicted model, not a curated record